CUAAUUUCAACCAAUCAGAGGUCUCUAAUAAUAGCUAAUGACCUUGAUCAUCUGACCAUUAGGAAAAGUACCAAAACACAGAAUUGUAUAGGCAUCUGUGCAUCUAUUGAUUUCUCUUUUUUUUGGUUUGGAUUUACCGGUUCAUCUACACCCACAUGAAUUCCUAAAUACAUUCAUCUGUGACAUGUAUAUAUACAAAUAAAUGUUAGUAUAUUUCUAAUGUUCAGUAUAUAAUUGAAGAAACAUAAAUCGUUAUUCGCAUGUUAUAAUACACAAACAAUGCUACUUUAUCUAAAAUUCACGAUCUACAUUCACCUUCUAGUGUACAACUUCUUGAAUAGCCUUCAAUGUGUACAGUUACCAGAAUUAUGUACAACUCUUACAGUGAAUUUGCAAAGUCGUAUAGGCAUACAUCGAAAUGGAAUGACAAUGAUGAUGAAAGCCUUAAUGCCAUCGUCAUCAGCGUCAACAUCUUCACCAUCCGUUGAACAAGAACUACUUCAGCAUCAAGAUAAAAUGAUGAUGAUGAAUGAUAAUGGCUUUGAAUUACGUCUGCGUCGUGUCGAUGAUGGUGUUAUGAUAGAUGAAUGGUAUGAACAAGGACAAAGAUAUUAUGUUGUUUUGACAAAUCGAUUUUAUUCAAUAGGCUUUCGUGAUGCAUUAAUGUGGAUUGAACAAGGUUUAAAUAAAGAAAAGAAAAUGAUGAAAAUGAUGGGUAUGGAGAUGAAAACUGACAGUAAAUCAAUAUUUGGACAAGAAAAUGGUAAUACAUUAACAGAUCAGAAAGAGGAUUGUUCUUUCCGUGAUUUAGGCGAAUGGAUUCAUUUGUCUAAAGGUGAUUUAACUAAACCUGAUAUCGCAGAGCUACGCUCACCAAUGACAUCCGUGACACAGGCAAGACUUGGAUGUGAAGGGUUGAUAGCUGAAAAACUCAGGCGUACAGAGAAACUUAUUACUAAAAUGAUUGCUAUAUGGAAAGCACCGGUGGAUAGAAAAUGUGGUUGUAUUACUAUCAAUGCAGCUGUACAAACACAUCAUAUACACACUGAAAUAUACUCAGCUAUUGGUGGAUUAACUAAGACACUGUGUCCCAGUUCUAAACGUCCUCCAAGUCCAGUUCUUCCAGCUUAUAUGAUGCCUAGAAGUGCUCAGAAAAGUAUUGGUGGUAGUAGUAGCGGCAGUACCUCUACAACAGAACAAACAUUGAAACUAUCAAAUGAUGCAUCCAUGCAUUUGGAUAGUAUGCAACCUCAAGAUUGUUGUGCCUGUGGAUCAGCCACUUACAAACUCACUUUCACUGGACUAUGGACUAAAAAAACUCAUCCAAAAGAUUGGCCUGUACACAAUCCUGGAGCAUUACAUUGGACUAAUAUUAUCGGUGCAAGUCAUACACCAAGUUUUCAGAUAUAUCGUAUAGGUGAACCAGCCAGUGCUGGAGUACAAGCUGUUUGUACCUAUGGUGAUACAACUGUAAUCAAGCAAUCUCUUGGUAUUGCUGCUACUAAUACCGGCUCGUUGGGUGGUGUCCCUUCAGGAACACAAAGAGGAUCGACUGGUGUUGGCCCAUUACUUAGUUUUGUUUCUGCCCCAGGGAUGUGGGGUGAAGAAACACUUGAAGAGACACGGACAACAUAUGUUGCAGUGAAUAGAACACAUCCGUUGAUUUCAUUUUUAACAAUGCUUGGUCCAAGCCCAAAUUGGUGUUCAGGUAUUUCAGGUCAGUCAGUAUGUCAAGCAGAUUGUACUUGGGUGAAAAAAAUUGAAAUUGAUUUAUUCCCAUGGGAUGCUGGUGUUCGUAAUGGAGAUACAUAUCUGCCUAAAAAUGCUGACAGUAAGGAUGUUCCAGAGCCUAUACGUUUUAUCACUAAAGAUUGGAUGCCAAAUAAUCCAUUCAGUGAAGGUGUCCCUGUUGCACGUGUAGUACUUGAACGUGUAUUACCAACUGAAUCAUGGCAGUGUACAUCAAAGUUACACGAUGGAGUUGAAGUUUUUAAUUCAGAUGGGAGUACAGAAACUGUAGGCAUGAAAUCUAACACGUCAGAUAAUAGACAUUCACCUAUGGUUCAAUCGGUUAUUGGAGAUUUAACUGGAACAUUACCAAAAAAGUCUAGAAAUAAGGGAGGAACUACUGGAGGUGGAGGUGGUGGUGCUGGCGGAGGACAAGGCGGAACAAGAAUAACUAGUGGAGGACUUGGUGGAGAUAACCCACUGUCAGAUCCAAGUUUAGCACAAAUGGCAACAUUUCUAUGUAUUACUGAUACAUGGUCAGCAUGGGGACCUUGUUCAGUGACUUGUGGUGUUGGUCGUCGAACUAGACAACGUGCUAUGCUGAUCAAUAAAAAGACGGAGCUUUGUCAACAUGUUCCACUGAUAGAAGAGGAAUCAUGUGAUGGUCGAAAGCGUACCUGUGAUUUUAGUGCCCCAUGCAGUUUAUUACCCUGGACCGCCUGGACACCAUGCAAUGCAACCUGCGAUCAUCCAAACGGUCGACAAACACGUACACGGUAUUUAGCUCGACCAGCAGAGAAACACGAUUGCGCUCAUUUAUUCAGAACUGAAACAGAGGUGAACAAAGGUAUGCUACAAGAGAUAAGAGACUGCCAACCAAAAGAUACUGACUGUGAUCCAGCGACAAUUUGUGCCGAGGGCAGAAAAGAUGGUUUGGUAUGCGGGGAAAAAGUUCUAGCCUAUUAUUACAGCGCUGUUGAACACGCUUGCCUACCGUUUAAAUAUUUAGGCUGUAAAGGUGGACGAAAUCGAUUUGCAACUAAAGCAGCUUGUGAACAGCUUUGUAUACCAGCUGUAGAAGCAUUGCCGAAGUGGCGACGGGAACGUAUGGCUUUACUACAGUAUCAAACAGCACAACUUGCUAUGGAUAGUGAUGAUUUUAAAAAACAACAACAGCAACUUGCACCAGCUAAUCAUUGUUCUGAAGUAAUGAAUCCUGGUUACACAUGUGCUAAUGGUAAAUCGCCGGAAAAUAGAUGGUAUUUUUCUACACGUCUUAGAAGAUGUCGUGAUUUUGAAUAUCGCGGUUGUGGUGGUAACAAAAACAAUUUUGAAACUUAUCAAGCCUGUUUAGCCGAUUGUCUCCCUUUAGAAAUGGAAAAAUUACGUCAAAUCAAUAAAGCACGUUUAGCUAGCGCACGAAGAUUUACAAAUAAUACAAUCAUGAAGCCAGAUGACGAUGAUGUCUCUUCCACUGCGUCUGCGUCCAUGUCUAAAGAUGACACUGACACCGACGACAAUGAUGACAGUCUGAGUAAAAUGGAACGUCAAAAAAUCGAUGAUAUGUGGGGUCCAAAACAAGACUGUAUACUGACUGCUUGGAGUGGUUGGAGUCCAUGUUCAGUGGCUUGCUCGUAUGAAGCAGGUUCACAAAUGCGAUGGAGACAUGUUGAAAAACCUGCAAUGCAUGGUGGUAAAUCGUGUGGAAUGCUUUUUGAGAAACGUGAAUGCCAUGGAAGUUUAUGUUGACAGGGUAUUUUGUUUUGAGGAAUAAACAAAAUAUUGUAAAUUUAUUCUCUAUCAUCUUAAGACAAAUAAUCAAUACUACUCACUUAGUGAAUAAUCAGAAAAUGGACUGAUCAUUAUUCAUCCGGAGAUGAGUAUUUAAUUACUUUAUUGAUUCAAAUAUUUAAUUGUUAUCAUCAAAAUUUUCCUUUGCUUCUGCUUUUAUCCUAUAUUGUACUGUACUGUCGUCUAAUAAGCGGAUGCUUUAAAAAAAUUUUAAUCGAUUUGUGUACUAUCCAUGCAUAAUUUAAUUAAUUAAUUAAUUAAUAAGUA
This is a messenger RNA of Trichobilharzia szidati, 3786 nucleotides long. The record is from the annotation of a GenBank genome assembly. Lineage: Eukaryota; Metazoa; Platyhelminthes; Trematoda; Strigeidida; Schistosomatidae.